UAAUUUUUUUUAUGUAUGGAGAGAAUUCAGCGUCUCUACUUUUGUAAGCGGAAGUCGACUAACCACUGUAACGUCUACACUCCGUUUGUGUGUACGUUUCCUAAAGUGGACGAGGAUGUUAAUGGUCGGAGUUCAGGUGUAAUCAUUCUUUACCAUGGCAUAUUAUCGAGACUAAUUAAGCCAUUUACUUCAACUUCAAACAGUUUACUGCAGUUUCUACAUGUCAUCAUUGGGAUCAAGUUCCCCAGAAUGACCAAUUCACGACCCAACGAGUUUAUUCCACCACCGGAGUGCCCUGUCUUUGAGCCCAGUUGGGAGGAAUUUGCCGACCCUUUCGGGUUCAUCAACAAAAUACGUCCAAUUGCAGAAAAUACUGGCAUCUGCAAGAUCCGACCGCCCCCGGGAUGGCAGCCACCUUUUGCCUGUGAUGUGGACAGACUGCAUUUCACCCCACGCAUUCAAAGGCUUAAUGAGUUAGAGGCCCAAACCAGAGUGAAGCUCAACUUCCUGGACCAGAUAGCAAAGUUUUGGGAACUGCAAGGCUGCACACUGAAAAUUCCUCAUGUCGAGCGCAAAACCCUGGACCUGUAUGUGCUCUAUAAGCUGGUCAAAGAGGAGGGAGGUUUUGAUGUGGUCUGCAAAGAGCGGAGAUGGACUCAGAUCGCGCUGAGGAUGGGCUUUGCUCCCGGCAAAGCAGUUGGCUCUCACCUGCGUGCACACUAUGAGAGAAUUCUCUACCCUUACUACCUGUUCCAGGCAGGAGCUUAUCUUAUGAACUCUCAGAAACCUACUCUGACGAAUGACACCAAAGACCAGGAGUAUAAAUCCCAUGACCUGCCCCAGCGCCAGUCAGUGCAGCCAGUAGAAACCUGCAGUAUCGCUCGUCGAGCCAAGCGGACAGAGGGCCGCUGUUUUAAAUCAGAGCAGGGCGAGGUGUGUGAAAACAAGCCCAACCUGAGGAGGAGAAUGGGCUUGUGUGUGGCUAAAACAGAACCAGUGAAAGAAAUUCCAGUCCAGGUGAAACAAGAACCCAUUGAGCCAACAACUGAAGGUGAAAAAUCAAAGGUGGAGCAGUACAUAUGCUUGGUAUGCGGGGGUGGAGGUGAUGAAGAUAGACUGUUGCUUUGUGAUGGGUGUGACGACAGCUAUCACACGUUCUGUCUGAUCCCACCCCUCCACGAUGUCCCCAAAGGUGACUGGAGAUGCCCCAAGUGCCUGGCUCAGGAGUGUGGUAAGCCACAGGUGGCGUUUGGGUUUGAGCAGGCCUCCCGUGACUACACCCUCCGCACCUUCGGGAAUAUGGCUGACUCGUUCAAGUCAGACUACUUCAACAUGCCUGUUCACCAGAUGGUUCCCACAGAGCUGGUGGAGAAGGAGUUCUGGCGACUGGUUAGCACAAUCGAGGAGGAUGUCACUGUGGAGUAUGGGGCUGAUAUUGCUUCAAAGGACUUUGGAAGUGGCUUCCCUGUUAAGAAUGGCACCUUCAAAGUCUCACCGGAGGAGGAGGAUUAUCUGAGUAGUGGAUGGAACCUCAACAACAUGCCAGUGUUGGAUGCAUCUGUGCUGACUCAUGUCACAGCAGACAUCUGUGGGAUGAAGCUGCCAUGGCUGUAUGUGGGCAUGUGCUUCUCAUCCUUCUGCUGGCAUAUUGAGGACCACUGGAGCUAUUCCAUCAACUAUUUGCACUGGGGAGAGCCAAAGACGUGGUACGGUGCCCCUGGCUACGCUGCUGAGCAGUUGGAGAGUGUGAUGAAGAACCUGGCCCCAGAGCUCUUUGAGUCUCAGCCAGACCUGCUCCACCAACUGGUCACCAUCAUGAACCCAAAUGUCCUCAUGGACCAUGGAGUACCAAUUUACCGUACAAACCAGUGUGCUGGCGAGUUUGUCAUUACCUUUCCAAGGGCCUAUCACAGUGGAUUCAACCAGGGCUUUAACUUUGCAGAGGCAGUCAACUUCUGCACAGCCGACUGGAUGCCUCUCGGUCGGCAGUGUAUCGAGCACUACCGAUCUCUGAACCGAUACUGUGUUUUCUCCCACGAUGAGAUGACCUGUAACAUUGCCAACAAGGCAGACAGUCUAGAGUUGGAACUGGCCUCUGCAGUCCAGAAGGACAUGAGCUCCAUGAUUCAGGAGGAGAAGGAGCUCCGUGAGAAAGCUUAUAAGAUGGGCUUGUGGCACUCCCAGCAGGUUGACUAUGAUAUACUGCCAGAUGAGGAAAGGCAGUGUGCUAAGUGCCGGACCACCUGUUACCUGUCUGCCAUCACCUGUCCCUGUAGUCCUGACCAGCUGGUCUGUCUUCACCACAUUCAGGAUCUUUGCUCAUGCCCUGUUAGCAACUACACACUCAACUAUAAAUACACCCUUUCCGAACUGAACCCAGUGUUCCAGGCUGUGACAUCGCGUGCAGAAUCGUAUGAUGACUGGGCAUUUAAAGUUAACAAAAUUUUGAAAGCGAAUCAAGACAGUAAAAGUGAUUUUGAGGAGCUUCGCUCGCUGGUUGUGGAAGCAGAGAAGAAAAUAUACCCCGAGACUGACUUGCUAAAUUACCUGCGUCAGGUAAUCCAGAAUGCAGAGAGGAGUGCAUCCAUGGCCCAACAACUCCUCAAUGGCAAGAGACAGACAAGGUAUCGCUCUGGUGGUGGAAAGUCUCAGAAUCAGCUCACUGUGGAGGAACUGAGGUCGUUUGUCAAUCAGCUGUAUGAACUGCCCUGUACCAUUCGACAGGCCCCUUUCCUAAAGGCUCUUUUGAACCGUGUUGAACAGUUCCAGCAGCAGAGCUCCGAUCUCCUAGCAGAGGAUAUGCCUGGUUCCUCUGCCCUCCAAGGCCUCCUAGAUGAAGGUGCAGGCCUGGAUGUGGAGUUGCCUCAGCUGGCAGUGUUGAGGCAGAGGCUGGAGCAGGCCCGCUGGGUGGAGGCCGUUCAGCAAGCCAGUGAUCAGCCGGCCAGCCUCAGUCUAGACUACAUGAGGAGGCUCAUAGAUCAAGGGGUGGGCCUGGCACCGCAUGCCUGUGUGGAAAGAACCAUGGCCCGCCUGCAGGAGCUACUCACUGUCUGUGAACAUUGGGAAGAAAAGGCUCAUAACAUGCUCACUGCUAGACCUCGUCAUAGCAUUGACACUCUUGAAGCAGCCAUACAGGAAGUGGACAGUAUCCCAGCAUUUCUGCCCAAUUGUGUUCAGCUCAAAGACUGUGUCAGCAGGGCCAGAGAGUGGAUAAAGGAGGCAGAUGCUCUUCAGGUUGGUGGGCGUAUCCCUGUUCUCGCUACCCUGUCUGAACUAGUGUCAAGAGCCAGAGGUAUUGCGGUUAUGUUGGAGCCUUUGACCCGACUGGAAAGUUUAGUGUCUGAGGUCCAGGCCUGGAAGGAGAGCGCAGCUAAAACAUUCCUGUUAAGGAACUCAUCCCAUUCUCUCCUUGAGGUUCUUUGUCCUAGGUGUGAGACGGGGCCUCAGAAGUCAAAGUUGAAAAAAGCCAAGGAUGUCUCAUUACUCUGCAAGAAAGUUGAUGUAAAACUGGACUCUCUCUGUGACGUGGAAAGAGCGCUUUCUACAAGCAAAGAUACAGCUUCAGCAAUGGCCACUCUCGGAGACGUACGCCAGAAAGAAUUGGAAAGUUUGUUAGUCCUGAGGGCCUCAAAUGAGUCAAAGUUUCAGUCUUCUCCCAGCUGUUUGGCCCCCACAGUGUGCUUGUGUCACACCGUACCCGCAGGCCCAAUGCUUCAGUGUGAACUCUGUCGAGACGCCUACCACAGUGGCUGUGUGCCUGGGUUCAAGGACAUCAAGGCAGGCCAACCAUGGUUAUGCCCACUUUGCAAACGGUCAGAGAAACCCCCUUUGGACAAGGUGCUGCCCCUUCUUGCUUCCUUACAGCGGAUUCGGGUGCGGCUUCCGGAAGGCGAUGCCCUGCGAUAUGUGAUUGAGAGAACAGUGCGUUGGCAACACAGUGUGCAACAGGUUUCUCCUCCUACACAGCAUCCUAAUGGAAAAGCAAGACACAUUUCUGGAAUUGCAUCAUCUCCUAUACUCGAAGGGAGCAACAGUUCAUUCUACAUGCUACAGCCAUGUAUCCCUCUCGGUGGCCUCAGUUCUGAGUUGGAGGAGCUGUUGGUGGAAGGUCUGCUCCUGCAGGUGACUUUACCUGAACUGCAGCAUCUUUUUAGCAGCCUGCUCAACAGGUUUACCCCAUCUCAACACUCCCUGCAGAGUAGCGUACACGAUCACCAGUAUCACAUUGCCCAAGACAGAAGUCCACCUCACAGAAGUCCCCCACACAGCAAAGGACAGGAUGGAGUUCCAGAAACCAAGAAGGAACAUGAAAAGGUUGAGAAAAACAGCAAACGGCGUCUAGAGAAAGAGAACUUGGAAGGGCAACACCGAGACAAGAUAAAGAAGCCCAAGAAAAAGAAGCCUAAAAUGAACAAAGAAAGGAGAAGAGAGGAGAAAAGAACCACCUCCCCCUCCAACUCUCUGUCUGAUCCAUCGUAUUCAGAAGACUCCGAGGAGGAUUGGUCUGUGUGCUCAGCAAAACUAUGUCAACAGCCAGAAGGAAACGAGGUCAACUGGGUCCAGUGUGAUGGCAGCUGUAACCAGUGGUUCCACCAGAUUUGUGUGGGUGUGUCUGCUGAGCAGGCUGAGAAUGAGGACUAUAUCUGUGUCAGCUGUGCAAUAAACGAUUUGACAGAAUGAGGACCAAAAAAAAACAAACACAACAUUUUUGAAGGAUAUUCAAAAGGCUCCCCGUUUUGCACAAGUUACAGCACCAAGAAUGCACCUGAUAUCAUCCUCUUUUCAAACCCCAUUACUGAAACCCCCCUGCUCCCUUGGUGCUACUGCCUUCUUGAUAGGACUGUUAACAGAAAUCUGUAUGAAUCUUCUGUGCUUUUUUGUAUUUUUUAAGAUUUCCUUCUAUAACAUUUUUCUUCUCCAGAGAGCGUGAUGCAUAGACGUACCUCAGGGGUUUCCAUCCCAUAAAUGCAAAACAAUGGGGGACUUCGCUUCCCCCAUGUAUUUUUGUUUAUAUUUAUUUUUCCCCAGUCACUUUAGAAUUUCUAACAUGAGUUUAUCAAAUUACAUUAAUCUGGGCUAUUUACACCAAAUGAGAUUCGUUGGACUAAUCAAAAUGGUCUAAAAUUAUUAUCGGAACCCAUUGUUUUGGUACAUGUGUCGAAUAAUAAUAUAAAAUAUUAUUUAUUUUUCCCAGCAAUAACUUUUGGCUGGUUACCCUGAUUUUCAGUAGCUUGAGAUCUGCUUUGAUCUGUUGCUUGAUGCAUUAGAAAUGUUUGUACAGAAUCAAAUGUAGGUUGUCAGAUAAGAGAUGUAGCAGGCAGAAGAAGCUGUGUGAAAUACACUUUGUGACGUAUACUGUGGCUUUCUUUAAAAACUAAAAACAGAUCUUUCCGAUGUUAAUUCAUUUGUGGAAUAAAAUGGUUUGUUCUCACCUAUAAAUACAGAUCUGUUCUAAUUCUGCUGGAUUUCUGAAAUGUUAGGGAUAGUUAACACAAAAAUAAAAAUUCUGUCAUAAUUUGC
Myxocyprinus asiaticus (Chinese sucker) is the source of this 5520-nucleotide messenger RNA. Its product is annotated as lysine-specific demethylase 5B-B-like. The record is from RefSeq and is a predicted model, not a curated record. Gene Ontology annotation, biological process: chromatin remodeling. The coding region runs from base 16 to 4680 and encodes 1554 amino acids. Gene Ontology annotation, molecular function: DNA binding; histone demethylase activity. Lineage: Eukaryota; Metazoa; Chordata; Actinopteri; Cypriniformes; Catostomidae. Gene Ontology annotation, cellular component: nucleus. The transcript is spliced from 27 exons.